AUGUCGGCCAUCUACAACCUCGAGCCGCAACCGACGGCUUCCGUCAUCCUGCACACCACUCUGGGCGACAUCUCCGUCGAACUUUUCGCGAAACAAACACCACUCACCUGCCGCAACUUCCUUCAGCUAGCCCUCGACGGCUAUUACGACAAUACCAUCUUCCAUAGGCUUGUUCCGGGAUUUAUUUUGCAGGGUGGUGAUCCGACAGGAACCGGCAAUGGCGGCGAGUCGAUCUACGAUGGAGGCGCAUUCAGCGGCGAGCUGGACCCCUGGCCUAUGGACGAACGACGAGGUCACAACGCCGGCCCGACGGGCAUUGGCUUCAAGGACGAGUUUCACUCACGGUUGAAGUGGAAUCGGCGUGGACAGCUGGGAAUGGCAAACGAAAGCAAACCCGAUACGAACGGCAGCCAGUUCUUUUUCACGCUCGACAAGGCAGAGGAGCUGAACAACAAGAACACUCUGUUCGGUCGAGUAGCCGGCGAUACGAUCUACAACCUGGCAAAGAUGGGCGAGGCCGAAGUCACCCCAGGCACCGACCGACCGACGUAUCCCGUCAAGAUUACGAGCAUCGAGAUCCUCGUCAAUCCUUUUGAGGACAUGGUGAAGAGAUCGAGGGUUGCGACUCAGGCUCCGAAGACGGUUGCCGUCGAAAAGAAGAAGAAGAGAAAGGGCGGGAAACAAUUGCUUAGCUUCGGGGACGAGGAGGGAGAUGCUGAGGAGGUCCCGGUCUUGAAAAAGACAAAGUACGAUACGAGAAUAGUGAUGGACGUUGACGAGGAAGAACCAACUGAGAGACAGUCGACGAAGACCAAGUCGAAGUCCAAGGCAAAGGCCGACAGAGUGGAAAACCCGGAACCCCCACGUCAACCUGAGCCCGAACUCGCCGACGAGAAGAUAACACCGCCGACGAAAGUGGUGCCAGACGGGGGGAAGAGCAACAUUCCCAUCCGGCUGCAAGAGUCCCCGUCGCCCGAGCCCCAAGUCCGGAACACCAAGUCCGCCCUUGAGAAGACUAACGAGGAAAUUGCUGCUCUCAAGGCGUCAAUGAAGCGGAGCUAUCAGCCCGAACCGGUCAAGGAAACAAGGAAGUCGGCACUUGAAAGCAUGAUUCCGGAAACCUCAAUUCGAGGCAGGAGGAGAAGGCCCGGCGGCAACGCGAAUCCCCGCGACGAUCAGCAAGCACUUGACUUUUUGAAAGCCUUCAAAUCAAAGCUGGAGCAAGCUCCGGAGGACAAAAGCAACGGACCCAGCUCCGUUGAUGACGAUGUGACAGCCAGGGAGGAAAAAGCCGGGGACGAAGAGGCGGAACUUUGUGAUCUGCACUUUAUUGCCGAUUGCCAGAGUUGCAAGGCGUGGGAUCAGGCCGCCAAGGAAGAUAGCGACGACGAAGGGUGGAUGUCACACGCGCUGAGCUUCAAAGCGGACAAGCUGGGCAAGGAUCUCAGUUAUCGCAAAAAGGCUGAGGACGAGUUGGUUGUGAUUGAUCCUAGACAGAAGGCCCGGACACUGCAGGAGGAGAACAAGGCAUCGCGAGAAGCCCGGAGCGGAAACUCCGGACGGGAAUGGGAUCAGGCACGAAACUCGAAAAUGGCACGAGUUUCGGCUCUUGCGGGGAGAGGAGCCAGGUAG
Molecule: messenger RNA, 1632 nt
Organism: Colletotrichum spaethianum
Lineage: Eukaryota; Fungi; Ascomycota; Sordariomycetes; Glomerellales; Glomerellaceae
Product: peptidyl-prolyl isomerase CWC27
Exons: 1
Coding region: 1-1632 (543 amino acids)
Biological process (GO): protein peptidyl-prolyl isomerization; protein folding
Cellular component (GO): catalytic step 2 spliceosome
Molecular function (GO): peptidyl-prolyl cis-trans isomerase activity
Source: RefSeq, a predicted model, not a curated record